AUGGUCUACCCCCGCAUUCCGGGACAUGAAGUAGUUGGAACUGUGCAUGGGAUAGGACCACAUGUCAGCGCUCGUUGGCGCCUUGGACAGAGGGUCGGUGUUGGCUGGCAUGCAGGUCGUUGUGAAAACUCAGAGGCUUGCGACGCCUGCCGUCGCGGGGAAUUCUUCGUAUGUCCCAAAGCGACUGGAACGGGACUGACUGUCGAUGGAGGACUCGCAGAAUAUAUGCUUGCAGACCAGACUGCUCUCGUCGCAAUUCCAGAGGACAUCCCAUCCACCCAAGCUGCAGGCCUCCUUUGUGCAGGGCUUACCGUCUUCAACGCAAUAAGACUGAGCAACAUCCGUCCCGGUGAUACAAUCGCCGUUGCGGGAAUUGGUGGAUUGGGGCAUUUGGCUCUCCAGUUUGGGAAGAAAUUUGGAUACCGUGUCGUCGCUAUAUCGUCGUCGCCCCACAAAAGACAAGACUGCUUAGAGCAGUUCGGGGCGCACAUCUUUAUUGACUCCUCCGCCGAAAACGUUCCCGCCUUGCUGGCAGAGCUUCGUCCGACCCUUAUUCUAGGUACAAGCGUCGACGCAAAGAGCAUCACGGAACUCACGCCCUCCUACCCCUCAAAUGCACAGCUGGUCAUCCUCUCCGAGCCGCCGACGAGAGAUGGCACGCUGUCGAUACCGUACCUUCCGUUGUUGUUCAAUCGCAACUCGGUCGCGGGAUUCACCGCGGGCACGGCGGUGGAGGCUGAACACGCUCUGCGUGUCGCGCAACUCGUUGGGAUAACUGUGCAAGUCGAGGAAUACCCUUUGGAAGCGGCGGAAGAAGCAUUUGCCACAAUAAAGAAUGCAAGAUAUCGUCGAGUGGUUGUCAUGUAA
This is a messenger RNA of Mycena indigotica, 867 nucleotides long. RefSeq names its product alcohol dehydrogenase. The transcript has 7 exons. Gene Ontology annotation, molecular function: zinc ion binding; oxidoreductase activity. The coding region runs from base 1 to 867 and encodes 288 amino acids. Lineage: Eukaryota; Fungi; Basidiomycota; Agaricomycetes; Agaricales; Mycenaceae. The record is from RefSeq and is a predicted model, not a curated record.